AUGCAGAUGAAUACAGUGUCAGAAAAUGGCAGGGAGGCUGUCCCAGAGCACUCGAUUGUAUAUCAAGCAUACACACACCCCUGGUUCCAGAUCCUCCUGAUCAGCUUCAUCUGCUUCUGCUGUCCUGGAAUGUACAAUGCCCUAACGGGCCUCGGCGGCUCCGGCCAAGUUGACCCAACAGUCGCAGCAAACGCAACUGUCGCUCUUCUCUCAGCAACAGCAGGCACAGCUCUCUUCAUCGUCGGUCCCAUCUUUAACCGCGUCGGACCACGAGUCUGCCUCCUUCUCGGAGGUUGGACAUACCCGCUCUACGCAGGGAGUCUUCUCUGCUUCAACCGGACUCAGAACGGGGCAUUCGUAAUCACCUCCGGUGCUAUUCUCGGUAUUGGCGCUUCGUUCCUCUGGGUAUCUCAAGGAGCAAUUAUGACUACUUACGUGCACGAGUCCCAGAAGGGCCGCGCGAUUGCGGUGUUCUGGAUUAUAUUUAACCUUGGUGGUGGUGUAGGCUCCCUGGCGAGUUUCGGCCUGAAUUAUGAUUCGGAGAGUGGGACUGUUUCUGAUGGGACAUAUAUCGCCUUAUUAAUUCUCAUGGCUGUAGGCUGGUUACUUGGAGUUCUAAUCUGCCCGCCAUCAGCCGUGCGUCUGGAUGAACUACAACAACAGCAGACGGCGGAGAGAGAAACCGAAGCAGCCACAAACUGGAAGCGAACGCUCCGCCUGGCAACCCAAACAAUCAUCGAUUGGCGCGUCUUAUGUAUUCUGCCGCUCUUCUUCUGCGCGAACGUCUUCUACUCGUACCAGCAGAAUAUCGUCAAUGGGAUGACGUUUAACAUCCGCACGCGCUCCCUAAACAGCGCCCUGUACUGGAUAGCACAGAUGAUCGGCGGUCUAAUCAUGGGUCUGAUUCUCGAUAUUCCCAGCCUAAGCCGUCCGGCACGCGCGAAAGCGGGCUGGCUCUUCCUGCUUAUUACAGGGAUGGGGAUCUGGGGCGGGGGAUACGCGUUCCAGAGAUGGAGCACUGCAAGGAUGUCGCAUGGUCUUAAACAGGAUAUUGAUUACACAGAGGGUUCAGUCUCAACGGGCCCGAUAUUCCUGUAUAUAUUCUACGGUGGGUUUGAUGCAUUUUGGCAGUCAUAUUGCUACUGGCUUAUCGGGGCGCGGUCGAAUGAUCCGGCAGUGGUGGCUGUGCUGGUCGGUGCGUAUAAGACGUUCCAGAGUACGGGAGGUGCGAUGGCUUGGAGGAUUAAUGCGUUGGAUAAGCCCGCAAUGACGCAGUUUGCGAUGGACUGGGGGCUCUGUAUGGCUGCUUUGGUGGUUGCUGGGCCGGCUGUGUUGGCUGUGACGACGACCAGUAGAGAGGAUUUAGAUGGGCAUACGGAGGAGAAGGAGAGGGUCGAAUUAUAG
Aspergillus puulaauensis is the source of this 1404-nucleotide messenger RNA. RefSeq names its product putative MFS transporter. The coding region runs from base 1 to 1404 and encodes 467 amino acids. NCBI's taxonomy places the organism in Eukaryota, Fungi, Ascomycota, Eurotiomycetes, Eurotiales, Aspergillaceae. The record is from RefSeq and is a predicted model, not a curated record. The transcript is spliced from 2 exons.